AAUGACGCGAUGACCGCUCUCUAUGUACACACUAGAGUUGGGAGAGUACGCUAAGAGAGUAAAGUAAAAAAUUGAAUUUUAAUUGUUACGAUAGAAAUUAUUUUGGAUUUUUUAACAGAAUGGCUGAUGAUAACAACGUAUUGUUUAUAAGAGGAAAUGGAAGUAAAAAUGAAAACGAAGAUGUCUGGGAUGACACUGCGCUGAUACAAGCAUACGACAAAGCUGUAAACUUGGCCAAGGAGGAAGUAGCAAAACGUAUUGCUAUGGAUACUCAGAACCAGCAGGCAAAACAAAAGUCACAAAACUCAAAAUAUUCAAAUCACGCAAGAAAAAAUUUUAAGAAAUGGGCUAUUGGUGCUCCAUGUCGCGCUGUAUAUUCCGUAGAUGGAGAGAUAUAUGAAGCAAUUAUAUCAAAAAUUCAUUCAAACUCUGGAAUGUGUACAGUGAAAUUUGUUGGGUAUCAGAACACAGAAAAAGUGGAGAUGAGUUCUCUUUUAGAAUCUAAAGGAUUGCAAAGUCAAAUUGCUCAGCAAAAGGAUGCGUUAGCACAAAAAGUUAAUGAAGAAGCCAUAAAUUCUGACACAUCCACCUAUUCUAAUCCUCAUUUGCAGAAUUUCAAACAAAUUAAUGGUGAAAAAAUGGAUUGUGACACAGAGGAACCUAGAUUUAAAAAUAAUUUUAUGUCUGGGCUUGGAUCCAACUUCAAUCCAACGCAUUUAGAUGCAAUGCCACCCGCACCACCUUUACCACCAUUAAUGGCUAAAUUGCCAGAAACUGAUUCAGAUGCAUUAUCUAGUAUGUUGAUGUCAUGGUAUCUCAGUGGGUUUCACACAGGUUAUUAUCAAGGGUUAAAACAAGGUAAAAGACAGCUUAGCCAACAGCAGAGAAGAAGUUGUCUAUAAUCUGUAAUAAAAAUGAUUAUUUUUCUUCAGGACACAGUAUAAUUUUUACGAUUUACGCAUUGUGUUAAUAAAUAAAUUUGCAUUAAUAAAAUGUUUCAAACUAUAAA
Monomorium pharaonis (pharaoh ant) is the source of this 1009-nucleotide messenger RNA. RefSeq names its product survival motor neuron protein (gene Smn). Gene Ontology annotation, molecular function: RNA binding. The transcript is spliced from 6 exons. Gene Ontology annotation, biological process: mRNA processing. Bases 120 to 902 code for a protein of 260 amino acids. NCBI's taxonomy places the organism in Eukaryota, Metazoa, Arthropoda, Insecta, Hymenoptera, Formicidae. The record is from RefSeq and is a predicted model, not a curated record. Gene Ontology annotation, cellular component: nucleus; cytoplasm.